GAAUUAUCAUCAAUCAGAUCGCGACAAAGGACUUUAUGCGCUCUCUCUCUCUCUCUCUCUCUCUGAACAACCUGAAAUAAAUAUUCUAAUACAUUAUGCGGCCAGUGAUAGAAAAAGGUGCUAAUAAUAAGGUGGAAAAUGAUGAAGCUCUCUUUGUUGCUAAUAAAUUUUGUGCUGAAUGUAGCAUUACUACUGGGAGUUUAUAGCUCCAAUUACUUUAGCAGGGAUGACUUCCCACCUGAUUUUGUUUUCGGUGCAGGUACCUCGGCUUAUCAGGUGGAGGGAGCAGCAAGCGAAGAUGGGAGGACUCCCAGCAUUUGGGACACCUAUGCACAUGCCGGGAGAGCACAUGGUGCCACUGGAGAUGUAGCAUGUGAUGGAUAUCACAAGUAUAAGGAAGAUGUGCAGCUCAUGGUGGACACAGGCCUAGAUGCCUAUAGAUUUUCGAUCUCAUGGUCAAGACUUAUUCCAAAUGGAAGAGGACCUGUCAAUCCAAAGGGUUUGGAAUAUUACAACAAUCUCAUCGAUGAACUAGUUAGCCAUGGAAUUCAACCACAUGUUACAUUACACAAUUAUGAUCUUCCUCAGGCACUUGAAGACGAGUAUGGAGGAUGGGUUAGUCGAGAGAUUGUGAUAGACUUUACUUCUUAUGCGGAGAUGUGCUUCCGAGAGUUUGGAGAUAGGGUUUUUUAUUGGAGCACCAUUAACGAGCCGAAUGUGUAUGUCCUGGGAGGUUAUGAUCAGGGAUUUACACCUCCUCAGCGAUGUUCUCCUCCAUUUGGGGUGUUUCCCUGCUCCAAGGGAAAUUCUUCAUCUGAGCCAUACACAGCUGCCCAUAAUAUCUUGUUGGCACAUGCUUCGGCUGCAAGAUUGUACAUGACAAAGUAUAAGGACAAACAACAUGGAUUCAUAGGGCUCAGCAUCUAUGCUUGGUGGCUAGCUCCUCUGACAGAUACAAAAGAAGAUGCAAUUGCAACUCAACGAGCCAUUGAUUUCCAUGUUGGCUGGUUUCUAGAUCCUUUGGUGUUUGGAGACUAUCCAACUACAAUGAAGCAAAAUGUGGGUUCUAGACUUCCAGCCUUCACAAAUCUUGAAUCCAAACUGGUAAAGGGUUCAUUUGACUUCAUAGGGUUAAUACAUUACAACAACAUGUAUGUCAGAGACAGAUGCAGCAGCCUGAAAAUGGAAUAUAGAGACUACGACUUGGAUGCUGCAAUAGAACUAAUCCGUAAGUUCACUAACCAGCUUUAUUUUACUAAGUUUCCAAUUGCACCCUGGGGUCUGCGAGGAGUGCUGGAGUAUGUCAAGCAAGUUUACGGCAACCCUCCUAUUUACAUUUAUGAGAAUGGUCAGCGGAUGAAACGAAAUUCAACAUUGGAUGACAUAUCAAGGGUGAAAUAUAUGCAUGGAUACAUUGGAGGUGUGCUUGAUGCAUUGAGAAAUGGAUCAAACACGAGAGGGUAUUUUGCAUGGGCUUUCAUGGAUGUGUUCGAGUUAUUGGAUGGCUUUGGAUCAAGCUAUGGCUUGUACUAUGUAGAUUUGGAUGAUCCGGAUCUGAGAAGAUACCCCAAGCUAUCUGCAAAAUGGUACUCGCAGUUUUUGAAGGGAGAAAGCAUCAGCCUAGAUGGAGUAAUUGAACUUAAGAAGAAUCUCUCAACUCCUUCUCAUGCUCACCUUCAGUAAUUUCUUUACGUAUAUCUAAUAUGGUACACUGGUAGUGGUGUUGGGUGCAAAUGCUCGUACCAGUUGUGUACUUGUCUUGCUUAUGAGGGUAAGAUUAUUAAACAAUUAUUUAACAGAUGGGCAGAAUGCUACUCUCCCUUCUCAUAUCUUCUGUUUCAGUAAGCAAACAUUCACUUGUAUGAAGAACAUGAUAGAAAGAUUAUUCAAAAGACUUGUUCUUUUUCUUC
Messenger RNA from Carya illinoinensis, 1910 nucleotides. Its product is annotated as beta-glucosidase 11-like. Gene Ontology annotation, molecular function: beta-glucosidase activity. The coding region runs from base 139 to 1683 and encodes 514 amino acids. Lineage: Eukaryota; Viridiplantae; Streptophyta; Magnoliopsida; Fagales; Juglandaceae. The record is from RefSeq and is a predicted model, not a curated record. Gene Ontology annotation, biological process: carbohydrate metabolic process. The transcript has 12 exons.